This is a messenger RNA of Pocillopora meandrina, 5441 nucleotides long. Lineage: Eukaryota; Metazoa; Cnidaria; Anthozoa; Scleractinia; Pocilloporidae. The record is from the annotation of a GenBank genome assembly.
AUGGCACAGGCAAACCUAUCAGGAGAUACAGGGAAACAAACUGAGAUCCUUGCACAAUUACGAUGCGUGGCAGGUUGGACAGAUAAGAUUCACACACAGUUGAUACUUAUCUCAGCAUUCAACAUUUUCCUGUCCGUUACUGCAUUUCUUGGUAACACCUUUAUACUAGUCGCCCUUUUCAAACAAUCUUCCCUUCAUCCACCGUCCAAACUCUUGUAUCGUUGUUUGGCAACAACUGAUCUUUGUGUCGGCCUUAUUACUGGGCCUAGUCACGUUGCUUAUAUGCUGUCACUGGUUGACCAGAACUUGCAUUUUUGCCGCUAUGCGCUGAGCAUGAGCUUCAUAGCAGGCUUCUCUCUGUCUUCAGUCUCUCUGCUAGCAAUGACUGCAAUAAGUGUGGAUAGACUUCUCGCCCUGUUGCUGGAGCUGAGAUACAGACAAGUUGUAACCAUGAAGCGAACAUGUGUGAUUGUAAUUAUGUUUUGGGUCGUGUCAAUAGUCACUGGGGCAUCGUACUUUUUUAAUCACCGCAUAGCCAUUUGGUAUAGUUAUAUUGUUAUACCACUGUGUCUUGCAACAGCAACGUUCUCGUACGCAAAAAUUUUCCACACUCUGUACCAUAGCCAUUAUCAAGUACACAUCCAUACUCUACAACAGCUGGGCCAACCACUGAACAUGGCGCGAUACAGAAAGGCAGUGUACAGUGCACUGUGGGUGCAGCUGGCACUCGUUGCUUGCUAUCUUCCAUACAAUAUAGCGAGAUCGGUUCUUCCAAAGGGCGAACUUUCUCCACUGCAGUUUUUAGUCUGGGGAUAUACCGCAACCUUAGUUUACGUAAACUCGUCGCUCAAUCCUAUUCUUUACUGCUGGAAGAUAAAUGAAAUAAGACAAGCAGUGAAGGAGACAAUCACACAAGUACUUUGCUGUCUAUGGAGUUAGUCUUUGCAUGACUUACGACACGAUUUGCUUUUUAGCCGGGUCUCGAUCAGUUUUACUCUUCUGCACUCAAAUUUCUUGAUAAAUCUAAAUUUUAGAAAAAUAACCCUUUGGUUGAAUUUUGCGCCAGAAAUGUUUCACCAUUUUGCAGUUGCUCUCCUAGCAGAUUGGCUCUUUUUGUGAGUUGAUUAACCCUUUCCCGCGAGCCAUUUUUUUUUAGAUAUUUCCACCCCUGUGUGGGACAAAUUUGGGUAUUUUUAAAGUAUGAAAUAUAAAGAUAUAUUCAAUCUUCUAAACAGUUCUAAGCUACAGAGAUCAAAUGUACAUUUAAAAUUCAUCAUUCUACACAAUAUUUGUGCAUUUUGCUAAAAAAAAUCAGUUAAUAAUUGCACUCCGUGUGGUAUUUAAAUAAUCUUCAUAAUUUUCGUCACUUUCUUCAGAAGCAUCCUCUUCAUCGCCAGAUUCGUUCCGCAAUCUAUCUAGAACUAUGUUAAAAGUAAAUUUACUCAUUGCUUGCCAGUUUCAAACGGAAAAAGAACGAAACGAUCACAAUUCACAGGGAGACAACAUGUGCUUGACGAGGAAAAGAUGUUUUGUCGGUUGUUUUGUCAUGUAUCUGACACCAAGUAUACUAAUCUUUACCAGACCCUCAUCAGUUUAAUUGUCUUUACAGUGUGCGGAAGUAUUCAUACAAGUACUAUGUUUUAGCACAUACUGGGUAGGUCCUUGUAUCAUAUGAUUAAUCUGAUAUACGACAUACUCAGUACUUCCUUGUAGCAGUGAAGGGGUAAAAAGAACCCCCUAUCUACAAAACAAUUUUUUUACUACUGUGCUUUGAUAAAUUCCAGCUGUGCGACAGGCAUAUAUAUGAGCUGUAGUUGAAUGAUUUUUUAUCUCAUUUGCAUCUACUGUGAAACGCCUUUGUAGGUAGCUAGAUGCCUCGCUGGAAAUCUUUUUAUUAUCGAUGAAACAAUUUGAGCUUUAAUAAUGACAACGUUAAUUUAUGUUCUUCUAGCAUUCAAAUUUUUGAAUAAACUGAUGGAAACCAACCCAAGGAAGUUCUGUAUCAUGCCUUUUUAGAGAUCCUACCUAUCGGCAAAAAUAUUGGGAUGAUUUUCUUCUGAAGUCUUUCAAGAAGUCUUGGUAACUUGAUAAUACGCAUAUUUCCAAACUCAUCUAUGAAAUAAACACGACUCAAACAGUUGUUUAGUUGACUCAUUUUUCACUAAGAAGCUAGAAAAUUAAUUUCCUCUUUUGGCCGUCUGGAGACGGCCUUUAUAACCAAUUUUUUCGUGCGCUCUCAUUUCUGAUUCUGUUUGGUCAAAUUAUCUUAAUGGCAUGCUUAUAUAUGUUGUUCCGUAUCUGUAUAUUUCAGUUUUGCUAAAUUCCUGCCUUUAGAUUUCGUCAAUGCGUCAAAUUUGUUGUAAAAUAUUCAUCUUGUAUUAUUCUUUUCCUUUAUAGGCUCAAACAUUUUCAGAGAUACGUUGCUGCAGUCAGAAUACAAGAGCUAUCGCGCGUAUAUGCAGUUGUCUCAAAAAAAUAAUUUCUUCAAAUGAUACAGCGUGCGUGACAUUUCCAAAUUGUUUUACAAGUCAUGUCAAGAGGGCGUGGAGCUUACUGAAGAAGCACUGAAUAAAACUUGAAUAUUGAAAAUGAAACUUAAAGAUUGAAAAUAAAACUUGAAUUUUGGCAGGGAUUGAACGCCAUAGAUAAUUGAUUGUCAAAUUUGACAUAUUUGAUCAUAUCUUGCUGUUGACUUACAAGAAACCUUGACAUGAAGAUUACAUAGCAAAUCCUCAAGGUAUCCUCGAAGAUUAAAGCUUCCCUAGAGAUUGAAGAACAUAAGGCACGUUGCGGCGGGAAUAAUGGCUCAAGUGAAUCUAUCUGGGCAUAGCGGAAAACAAACCGAAACACUUGAAGAACCACAAUGCGUGGCUGGAAGAGCACAUGAAAUACACUUGCCCGUAAUAUUUCUCGCUGCAGCGAACAUUAUUCUGUCUAUAAAUGCAUUUCACGGCAAUACUCCCUUUAUCCGCCAUCCAAACUUAUGUUUAGUUCUUUGGCAAAGACAGAUUAGUUAUUUGUCUUGGCCUGAUUUCACAGCCUUCUAUCGUUAUGAAUUGGCUGUCUUUGCUUCACGAAGAAUGGAGUCUGUCUCUAUGCAGAACUUACUAAUUUUGAAGCAGCUUAUAAUAUAUCAUCAGUCUCUCUCUUAACAGUGACGGCAAUAAAUGUGGACAGAACAUCGGUCUUUUUUAUCACCCUAUAGCCGUCCGGUAUGGCCAUAUCGGUAUAUCACUUUGCCUUAUUACAGCAACGUUAUAGUACAAAAACAUUUUUCACCUCCUCCAUCGUAACAAAAAUCAAGUGCAUGCUCUACAGCAGCCGAACCUACUGACUUCACUGAACGUGGUACGAUACGAAAAGGCAGUAUACAGUGCACUGCGGUGGCAGUUGGUUUUUAGUCGGUUGCUAUUUACCGUACGGUAGAAAUGUGAUUCACAAAAAUGAUAAACUGAAAUACGUUCACUGCAUAACUAUUAUUAGAUUAAACGAUUUGGCUGAAUCUGUGCGAGCUCUCUAUGAUUUCAAAGAUGAUAUUUGUGUAUUAGACUUUCAGAAUAUUUGUUAUAAAUAUUAUGGACCCUUUUUAUCGUAAAGCAACUGGUAACUUGCUCUUAUCUGAUUCAAUACUUUGGUAAGUUUCAUUUAUUGUUAUGUAAUUAAGGAUUUUAAUUAGUGAAGUCAAUGAAUAGUGCUAACUCAUCAACCUCUUUACACAGUUUUCUUUGUUUGGAGAAAUUAGCACCAUCAUGAUGCUUUAAAAUUCGAACGAAAAUAAUGUGUCUAUUUUUUAUCAACAAGUCCUAAACAAAAUGAGAGAUAGAAUUUUCUCUUACCCGUCUAAUGACAGUCUUUUAUAAUAAUGGGUAACUUAGUAUCAUCAACUGAGUUGACAGCGUAAAGAGUUUCAAAGCUGACGUUUCAAGCUUUAGCCCUUCGUCAGGGCGAAUCAGAGUGAAACAGGGUAACUUAGUGCUAUUAACUGAGUUGAUAACGUAAAUAGGCCACCGUAAAGAGUUUCAAAGCUGUCCUUUCGAGAGUUAGUCCUUAGUUAGGGUGAAGAGCUAACGCUCGAAACGUCAGCUUUGAAACUCUUUACGGUGGCCAAUUUACGUUAUCAACUCAGUCGAUAAUAUUAGAUUACCCUGUUAUACUCUUCCACCGACGUAGCACCACAGUAUCUUUAGAAACUUGCCCUCUUUUAAAAAAACCCGAUUUUUCGUGAAAGUUAAUUUCCGAUUCUGCUCUGUCAAAUAAUCUUGAUCAUUGUUACAUUGUCUACCGUCCCGUAUAUUGCUUAUGUCGCUCAAUUUGUUUUCAACAUUUCAGUUGUGUUGAGUUUAUGUAAUAAGUUUGUGUGACAGAGUCAAAUUGUUUGUAAAACAUUCUUAUUUUUCUUUGCCCUUUUUACACUGUAUCAUGAAUAAAAUCGAGAGAUGAUUGCAGAAGUAUUAUAAGGUGUCUGAAGAGGCAUCCUUUUUAGGCCCAAAACAUUUCAAGUAAAGCAAACACCCCGCUUUCGCGCGAAACAUUUAUUAUGCACCGGAGAUACGAUCAAGUCGAUACCAUUGCUAUAUCGUGUGUACAUACAGCUGUCUCGAAAAACUCUCUCCUUAAAAAGUCCAUAGCGAGCACAAAAUUUCCAAAUUGCCUUGCGAGUCAAUGAUCGAAGGGUCACAUAAUAAAGAGAGAGCACCGUUCGUAUUCUAUGAUUUACGGUUUCUCGUUGGAUAAAAUAUUCUACAACUGAUAGGCAUCCGUUUUCCGUUUGACGUGUGUGACAAGAUCGUGACCAGUCGAUGAGUUAUUAUCACAAAAGGUCCUGACAUGAAAAUUAUGAAAAAACCUGAAGUGACCCUCGGAGAUGCAAGCUUCCCUACAGAUUGAAAAGCAUGAGGAACGUUGCUGAGAAAAUAAUGGCACAGGUGAACCUAUCUUCUGAAACUGCAAAACAAAGCGAAACACUUGCACGACUGCGAUGCGUGGCAGGAUGGGCAGAUGGAAUACACAAGUCAAUAAUAACUCUCUCAAUCAUUAACAUUUUUCUGUCCAUUACUGCAUUUCUUGGAAACUUCCUGAUCUUAGUCGCACUCCAUAAGGAGUCAUCUCUUCAUUCGCCAUCCAAAUUUCUGUAUCGUUGUCUGGCAACAACUGAUCUCUGUGUUGGUCUGAUUUCAGAGCAUUCCGCCGUUAUGUACUGGCUGUCCUUAGUUAACGAAUAUUGGAAUUUUUGUCUCUUUAUGCUAAUCACACAUUUUGUAGCAGGUUUUAUAUUAGCAUCAGUUUCCCUUUUGACAAUGACCGCAGUGAGUGUAGACAGACUUCUUGCCCUAAUUUUGGGGCUGAGAUACAGACAAGUUGUGACUUUAAAGCGAACAUAUUUGCUUCUUAUCAUCUUUUGGAUUGUUUCUUCGAUUCUCGUGCGACAUCGUCCUUUGUGA